Messenger RNA from Microbotryum saponariae, 2108 nucleotides. Lineage: Eukaryota; Fungi; Basidiomycota; Microbotryomycetes; Microbotryales; Microbotryaceae. The record is from the annotation of a GenBank genome assembly.
AUGAGCCAGCCAUCAACUUCCGACGAUCUCGAAGGUGGCAGAUUUACAUCACUUACCACAGACUUUGAUGAACGUCGGUGCUAAGAUGCCACAAAUCCUCCCGCAGCAGCAGCAGCAGCAGCAGCAAUCGACGCCGACUCGCAGCUCAAAGUGGGGGAGGGAACCUCGACGCGUCCCUCCGUGCGACGGGGCGCCUCAGCCGCCGCCGCUGCUGUCGUCGUCGCACGACCCUCAACUUCAUCACCCUUGACGUCGGACUCAUCGCUGUCUGGUCCUGAAGAGACCUCACCCGCUGCUUCUGCAACACCCGUGAUGCGAUACCCACUUCGCACCAUCUCCACCCAGCCCAACGCCCCCACAGCCAGCUCAACCAAUGUCCGUCGCAAAUGGAACGACGAACACCAUCUCGUUUUGACUCGACUCGUCAAAGGGUAUCAGAACGCUGGACAGGAAGUCGAUUGGGAAGAGGUGGGACGACAGAUUGGGAGGAGCGCGACGGCGACGAUCAGCAAGUGGAAGAGGUUGGUGCAGACCAAGUCGGUACCCAAGGAAAAUGCCAAGUUGCGAGGUGCUGCGUCAAAAUUUGCACCGGCGGUCUCGGAGCCGAGUUCGCCUUCGACUGCGAGCAGCGGUGCGACGGGGUCCCGCCAGAAAGCAACAGGGAAAACGGAGAAGGAACGACAGACGUCGCUCAAGGAGACGAGGAGGACGAUCAAGUUGAUCACCUCGGAUCAGAACACGAGCGCCAAGACUACUACUUCCAAAAGGAUUAAGAAACGAGAGGAAGUGCAGGAUCAAGGUGGUGAAGGCGAGGAACGCGAGCAAAAGUCCAUCGCAAUCAAGACAGAGACCCCUGUGUUAAGCGCCGAGAAGGGCGAGGAGCACAAGCCAGUCCACGCACCAUUCGAAGCAGAGAGUGCCAACUUUUUCAAAGGUGAGGCAAAAUUGAGCCAUCUGCUCUGAUCGAUCACGAAUAACUGAUGUAGUGUUUCUACAGGGCCCUUCGUUCCCGCCUCGUCGCCCCCUUCAUCUUCCCACACGUCGCCGACGUUCCGCCCAUGGACGCCUUCCGAAGACUUCAGCCUCGUCUACUCGGUCAUCCUUCGAGGCGAACACUCAUGGGAUGUGGUGAUGAAUGAACGCGCUCCCGAAACGCAACAUCAUCCUCCCUACGCGUCGGAUCAGGCGAGAUUGUUGCCUUCGCUGAGAGAGUGUGGGAGGUCGGUCGAUGAGGUGGUCGCUAGGUGGUUUGAAAGUUGGAGGGCUAGGGUCGCCGAGCAUGGGAGUGAGUGAGAUCAAGUUACAGACAAUCAUGAAGGCUAUCGACUGAUGACUCGCCUCUGUUGCACACAUGCUUAGAUCGUCCCUACACCUCGUCGAGUUCCUUCUUCAAAUCGUGCGCCGAGCCACAUCCCGACGCGCAACUUCUCCCGGACGCGGCUCCGCUGAUGUCUCGCGAGCCAUCGACCGAACCAUCACUAGCUCCAAGGAGGUCCUUCCAGUCGUACGUAUUUUACAAUGCACCUCCCCUCCCUCAGGCACCCGUCGUCUUGUACCACACCGCUCAGGCUCAGCUUCCAGCUCGAGACGAAGCGGUGUAUCCUUCUCAGCGUCCGAUCGACAUGUAUCAACAGAUGCCUCUCUCCAGCGCCAGCUACUACCCCAUCUCUCACUCUCCACUCAGCCUCCCACCUCAAUCGAGUCCCGUGCCUUGCCUCGACGCCACGACGCCCAAUUUCAGACCCAACCCCUACCCAAGCCCCCACGGCGCGCGAAACUUCCCCGGCCGAAGCCAUGACUCGCAAGUGCGUCGUUCUUCCGCCCCGGAGCAUGCUCAUUACGCAACCUCGCCAAGCGGUGGUCCUUAUCGUGCCCUCUUCGACCUCCACGAUCACCGUUACUCGCACCAACCGCUCCAGCCCGAGCUUCGCCGUCCACGCUCGAACACAUCCCCUACGGGAGCUUUGGCGACGUUCUCGAAGGAGGUCUCGGCGCCGAUGGCGGUUGAGGGAGGGAACCUGGCGGGUGCGGAAUACGUGGUGGGAGGAGAAGGGGUGCAUCUCUUCCCUUUGCGAGCGAGGGAUGAGGAGAUGCACCGAGAAAGCUGA